GUCGUGAACGCGUACCGCAAACCUUAAAAUGGGAUGCGACAAUUCGAGUAUCCAUCUCCCCUCCACCGCUUUUUGCAGCUAAUUUCUGUAUUUUUGUAGUUACACAUUUUUUUUUCAUGGAUUUACUUGAUGUACCCGAUGAAUUAAGCAAAUUACGUCCGUUUGUUCAACGAUGGAGCGAAAUACACGAAUUUGAACCCGCCAUAGGAUACUGGUGUCUUUAUUGGUCUCUUUCACUAGUGCUUAAGAACUCUUCUGGAUUGUCGGAUGAAUGUAGACCUUACAUACUUCAUUUGAUGGAAACGUGCGAAAGUUUACGAGCUGAACUUGAUGAGAAUGAAAAUGUCAAAAAUGACGAUAGCGCUUCUGCGUAUGUAAAAGCUUUUGCUCUUCAAACGCUUGUACGUGCUGAACGAAACACCAAAGCCGGAAAACCAGACGUCUCAAUAUACCUUGCAGCAAAGGACUUCAUUUCCUUAAAUGAAGUCUGGGGCCCUCUUGAUGAACAGCUUCAAAAGUCGUUAAAACUGUGCAAAGUGCGGAUACUGCAGUUAGUCAAAGGAAAAACAGCUGCAGUGAGGGAUGACACAGAUAAUGUUAAAGCCUUACAACCCACUGAGCACAAGGAUGCAUCCGUUCAACUUAAUGAGGAAGAUACCCAAAGAUCGACGACAAAUGGAGCACCCCAUUUCAAUACAUCGCGCCCAUCAUCGGAAAGGGACAGGAUAAGUCCAACUGCGGAUCUGCCUGAAGCGGGUGAAAAACCCGCCAACUUGGAAUCUUCACAUCAGCCUAGUGAAACAACAUCAUCUUCACCAAUUCAUUCCGUUCCUGCUGCAGUAUCACAUCCUGUCGCUCACGUUGCAUCGACCACACCUACGAAUACGGAGAAUACUCGUCAUAAAGUGAGUUUGGCCAUGACUGAGCGUAUAGAUCAAGCUCGUCGUCAUUCCAAAUUCGCGUACAGCGCUCUCGACUACGACGAUAUUGAAACUGCUAUAUCGCACCUUCGCUCGGCGCUUUCUCUCCUUGAGGAGCAACAACCUGACACCAAUUGAAGCAGACGGCAACCAUGCUGAACAAAUAUCACUUCCACAGCCAUCGCGUGUAGCGGCUGAGUCGAUACAUACUCGAUUCUCGCUUAUGUUUUCACCGAUUCAGUUACCAAUUUUCCCUCAAACAAAUUCGCCUUAUGCAAGCCUUUUAGCCAAACCAUACCCCGCGUUCUCUGGUGCCCAUGUGCUCCUCUUUUCUUCUAAUAGUGCGCCGCUUCUCCGCGUUUCAGUGUGAGCCUUCUCACAAAUACGUCGGCCAGACUUUGUUAAUCCCCCGCCCUUCUCAUUGAGCCGCAACGCAUACCAGCAAUCCGCAGCAAACCAGUUCGUCAGCUUGGACUUCCCCUCUGUUCCAUACGAUUAUACUCGGUAUACUCCACCCUUGUUGUCUUCACCCCUGUCACUUCCCUAACACCCGCGUCAGGACUCCGCACAUCCUAAACAUGUUGCAACCGAUCCCCGCUUUCCUUCAACGGUCCGUGAUGCUUUCGUGACAUAAUGUCGCUACUGUACACAGUUAAAAGGGCACUGGGCGGACGCUCUGUUCAUCAG
This is a messenger RNA of Schizosaccharomyces japonicus yFS275, 1607 nucleotides long. RefSeq names its product endosomal sorting protein. Lineage: Eukaryota; Fungi; Ascomycota; Schizosaccharomycetes; Schizosaccharomycetales; Schizosaccharomycetaceae. Bases 117 to 1058 code for a protein of 313 amino acids. Gene Ontology annotation, cellular component: cytoplasm; endosome membrane. The transcript is spliced from 4 exons. Gene Ontology annotation, biological process: late endosome to vacuole transport via multivesicular body sorting pathway. The record is from RefSeq and is a predicted model, not a curated record.